Penaeus vannamei (Pacific white shrimp) is the source of this 1658-nucleotide messenger RNA. Lineage: Eukaryota; Metazoa; Arthropoda; Malacostraca; Decapoda; Penaeidae. The record is from RefSeq and is a predicted model, not a curated record.
UUUAAAGUCAUUUCUUUCAUUCCAGGGUCGUAAUGUUUCAAAUGUAGUUGGUAUGAUUGAAGUUGUCCGAAAGCACAACGAAAAUCACAGAGACGUUAAGCCCAUCAUCAUUUCUGUUGAACUGGAGAAGGCCAAACCUGAACUCAGCAGCCUCAUACCAAAAGCCGACAUAAUUUUUGUGUCCAAAGACUAUGCUCAAUUCCAAGGAUAUACUGAUAUGGCAGAGACAAUUGAUAAAAUUCAUAUUGAGACAAGGCCAGGAUCCUUGGUGAUAUGCCCUUGGGGAGAGAAAGGUGCUAGUGCUAGAAUGAAGGAAGGCAAACUUGUGUCAAGCCAGGCUUUCCCCCCAGAACAUGUGGUGGAUACAUUAGGAGCUGGUGACACCUUCAUUGCUGCUACUAUAUUUGCACUAGAUCUAGGACACAAGCCAGAAGACAGCAUACUGUUUGGGUGUCGUGUAGCAGGAGCCAAAGUUGGAGUUCGAGGGUGGGAACCCCUGAGGCAUCUAUUCAAGGGCAGUGACUUCCUGUCAUCUAUGGAAGAUUCAGGCAGCAGGAGGAGUGUUAUGAAUACCACCUGAUACUGGGAAUUUCUUCCAGACAGUAGCAUGGGAGCUAAUGUGGAGGGAGUGGUAUGUGCAGCUUGGGUAUAUUUGUUGGUGCUAUUAGUAAUUUGGCAGUUGUUCUUCUCUGAUAAUGAUGAUGAGGAAGAAUGGCUUUGAUGGUAUCAAAAUUUAGAUUUUUAUUUACUUUCACAUUACAGUAAAGUAUGUGUUCUCUAUGGCUCUGCAGUGUAAUCUGUUUGUCAGCAUCUCUUAGAUAAGAAGUGUAUUGCCAGGUUAUGAUCUAAUGUUUUUUUUACAUUAAUAUUUGCUUUCAUCUAAGGAAACCUUCUGUAAUUUAGGUUUUUAGAAUAGGAUCUCAUUAAUUUUCUUUGAUAUAAAAUUUCCUCUGUCUUGUUGAGAUUUUUUACAGGUUUCAGAAGAUUGAGUGAAAAGAUUAUCAUAAUUAGAAAUUUAUAUUUCUCCAUUGGUCUUUGAGUUCAGCUUCUGGGACAUAGAUAAGGAGAAAAAUAACAUUCAUACCCAUUGUAAAUAUACAUAUUGUUUCUUCAAGAAACUAACUUAUGUAUAUUUUUAUAUACUACAAGGAAUCAUAAACAUAUGGUGUCUGAAAGGAUAUAUUCUGGAAUACCUUUUCAUUGCAUAAAUAUAGAGUGACUGCAGACAUUAUCUCAGUGACAGGUGGGUUAAUAUUCAUGUGAGGAUGUAAACCUAAAUUUGCAUGGGUACAUUUGGUAUUACUUAAAGCUGUUACUAGUGCUUCAUUUGUGCUAGUAGCAAAGUAGUGUAAUCAUAUUGUAUAUUGUACCAUAGCUAAAUUUAGUAAAUUCAUGUAUAUAUCAGCAAAGCUUGAAAUUUCUUAUUAGUUAAACUUAUAGGAUAUGUUAAUAUUGCUUACAAAAAUUCUUUGCAAAUAUUGUGUAUUACAAAUUAUUGCCUACCUCAGUGUGUGUGGACAGAGUACUUAGUAUAUUUAAAAAUGGCCUUAGACAAGACCUUUGUACAGUGAGUUCUGAAGCAUGUAUUGAACAGCCAAAUAGUGUAAAUUUUGUUGGUUAUAAAAGGAUGGUUUUGAAAGAAUGUUCAUGAUAUACAA